GUGGUGGAGGUAUUGCUGGCUGCCGCUGUUACCUCCGCGGCUGGGCGCCUGGGCUGAGCCCGGGUUUCAGCGGCCACCAUGGACGAACAGGCGGGUCCCGGCGUUUUCUUCAGCAACAACCAUCCGGGCGCCGGCGGUGCUAAGGGUCUCGGGCCUCUCGCCGAGGCUGCGGCGGCCGGCGACGGGGCGACGGCGGCGGGGGCGGCCCGAGCCCAGUACAGCCUCCCCGGGAUCCUGCACUUCCUGCAGCACGAGUGGGCCCGCUUCGAGGUGGAGAGAGCCCAGUGGGAGGUGGAGCGGGCGGAGCUGCAGGCUCAGAUUGCCUUCCUUCAAGGAGAAAGAAAAGGUCAAGAAAACUUGAAGAAGGAUCUUGUCAGGAGGAUCAAAAUGUUGGAAUAUGCUCUUAAACAAGAAAGAGCCAAAUACCACAAAUUGAAAUAUGGGACAGAAUUGAAUCAGGGAGAUAUGAAGCCUCCAAGCUAUGAUUCUGAUGAAGGUAAUGAAACAGAAUUGCAGCCACAACCAAACAGUCAGUUAAUGUGGAAACAAGGACGACAACUACUCAGACAGUAUCUCCAGGAGGUGGGAUACACAGAUACUAUUCUAGAUGUGAAAUCUAAACGAGUGCGAGCUUUGUUGGGCUUUUCAAGUGAUGUCACUGAUAGAGAAGAUGACAAAAAUCAGGACUCAGUUAUAAAUGGCACAGAAGCUGAAGGUAAAGAGACAGCAAUGAUUGGAAAAUCCGAGUUAACAGAUUCUGCCUCUGUGCUGGAUAAUUUCAAAUUCCUUGAAAAUGCAGCUGCAGAUUUCAGUGAUGAAGAUGAAGAUGAUGAUGAGGGAAGAGAUAAAAGUGUCAUUGAUACUUCAACGAUUGUUAGGAAAAAAGCAUUGCCUGAUACCAGUGAAGAUCGGGAAACAAAAGAAGCUCUAAAGGAGUUUGACUUCUUGGCUACAUCAGAGGAAGGAGACAAUGAAUCUAGAAGUGCAGGUGAUGGAACGGACUGGGAAAAGGAAGACCAGUGUCUCAUGCCUGAAGCCUGGAAUGUGGACCAGGGAGUAAUUACCAAACUCAAGGAACAAUACAAAAAGGAGAGAAAGGGGAAAAAAGGGGUGAAGAGAAAAACUACCGAAGAUCUGUUUCAGCCUCUAUCCUAUAUAAAACAGUCAAAACAGGGAUGUGGGAGAAUGAAGAAUCAAAGCUCAGGGCCCAAUAGGUCAAAACUACAAGAUAUGCUUGCUAAUUUGAGAGAUGUUGACGAACUUCCUUCAUUGCAGCCGUCUGUGGGUUCGCCUUCCAGACCGAGCAGCUCCAGGCUACCCGAACAUGAAAUCAGUAGGGCAGAUGAAGUGGAAGCACUGACAUUUCCUCCUUCUUCUGGGAAGUCUUUCAUUAUGGGAGCAGAUGAAGCCCUUGACAGUGAACUGGGACUUGGAGAAUUAGCAGGCCUUACAGUGGCCAAUGAAGCAGAUUCACUAGCUUACGAUAUAGCAAACAAUAAAGAUGCACUGAGGAAGACUUGGAACCCUAAGUUUACAUUAAGAAGUCAUUUUGAUGGCAUUCGAGCCCUUGCUUUCCACCCCAUUGAGCCUGUUUUGAUAACAGCAUCAGAGGAUCAUACACUGAAAAUGUGGAAUUUGCAAAAAACAGCUCCAGCCAAAAAGAGUACUUCUCUUGAUGUAGAACCUAUCUACACAUUCAGGGCUCACAAAGGCCCAGUGCUUUGUGUGGUAAUGAGCAGCAAUGGUGAGCAGUGCUACAGUGGUGGUACUGAUGGACUGAUCCAGAGCUGGAAUACCACUAAUCCUAACAUCGAUCCCUAUGAUUCUUACGAUCCUUCUGUCUUGCGAGGCCCUCUGCUUGGCCACACAGAUGCAGUCUGGGGUCUAGCUUACAGUGCGGCCCAUCAGCGUUUGUUGUCCUGUUCAGCAGAUGGCACUCUUCGUUUGUGGAACACAAUGGAGGUUGCUCCAGCACUAAGUGUAUUUAGUGAUAAUCAAGAAUUAGGAAUCCCUGCCUCUGUGGAUCUUGUGAGCAGUGACCCGAGCCAUAUGGUAGCAUCGUUCAGCAAAGGAUAUACAAGCAUCUUUAACAUGGAAACACAACAACGAAUUCUCACUUUAGAAUCCAAUAUAGAUUCAACAUCUAGCUCUUCUUGCCAAAUAAACAGAGUUAUUAGUCAUCCUACUCUUCCUAUCAGCAUUACUGCUCAUGAAGACAGGCACAUCAAAUUCUUCGAUAACAAUACAGGCAAACUGAUCCACUCGAUGGUAGCCCACCUAGAAGCUGUUACGAGUUUAGCAGUUGAUCCUAAUGGCCUGUACUUGAUGUCUGGCAGUCAUGACUGUUCAAUACGUUUAUGGAAUCUUGAAAGUAAGACCUGUAUCCAAGAGUUCACAGCUCAUCGGAAAAAAUUUGAAGAAUCAAUUCAUGAUGUAGCUUUCCACCCAUCGAAAUGCUAUAUAGCCAGUGCUGGAGCCGAUGCACUAGCUAAAGUCUUUGUAUGACAAGAUACUUCAUCUUCACUUCUAGCUCUUUAUAAAUAAUCAACUGCACAAAAGAGAUAUAGAAGGAAGACCAGGGCAAGAAUCUACCCAUUUGUUCUGCUGAAGAAGCACAGAGAACAUUUGUUAAAGUAUAGUUUUGCAAUUUAUAAUACUGUUUGCUAAAGUUAAGGUUUGUUCAGGUUGCUGCAAGCUCAGCUGAAUCUGUGAGCCUGAAAACAGUUUCAGAUCCUCCCCGCUCCCCCAAAAAAGGCGCUUUAUUUCUCAAGUUGUCCUAAUUCGCUAGGCAAGCCUGAGCGAACACAGGUGUAGCUUGUCUCAUCCCUCCUCAAUAAACAGGGCAUGAUAUAAUGGUUAAUUAAAAGCUGAGUGGCUGAGAAUGAGUAAAGGAAGAGUAAAAAGUUAUAUUUAAUUCCCCCCCUGUGAAAUACUAUUAAGCGAAUUAGGUAGUCAAACUGUAACCUUUACUAUAACUGCUGUACUUAACCCCAUUGUCUACAGUGACCAGACAGUGUUGAAAUGAGUUUUUAAUUUAGCUCUUCUUGAAGCUCUUUGCAUAAAGCACGUACAAGGCAUUUUACCUUUUAGGAGGAAAAGAUAUUAAAUGUAUUAUUCAGAAGUGCUAAACACUUAGUUUUGCAAGCAGAUUUCUAUAUUGUAUUAUAGUUUUGACAAUAUACUGGAGACCCUAAAAUUCAACUGCCAGGCAUCACCAUUAUGAGGAAUAGUUGAUAGUAUCUGCUUUUACUACAAGAUUUAACUUAUUUGGAUUUGGAGUUCUGUUCUAAGGGCAAACAAGAAAUAUUUCUAAUAAUUCUAGUUUAAGAAAAUUCAUCUUAUUUACAUGACAGUUAUAACACCAAGGUUAUUAUUUCAUACUGAUAAAAUUUACCUUAAGUGACUGGAAAGGAAAUUAUUUACUAGUACUCAUUCGUCAACACCCACAUACCCACACUUCAGAUGAUCUCUGCUCUUUGUUUCACAUUUGUGUUAUCUUGACAGCUACCAAGCAGAAUUUGUAAUUGUUUUAUGUUAUAAUAGUCCAAAGAGUAUGGUUAACCUCAGGCAGUUUUUUUUUUUUUAGUAGUAGUACUAACUAAAGCAAAUGGUUGGUACUUUAGAAGUCCUCUAAACCUAAAGUUCUGAAAUCUAGAUGGAUGUGUUUAAUGCCUUAUCAUUGGCUAAAAAAAGGUCUUUUCUCCUUCACCCUUCCCUAAUGUUCAAUUGGAAUAUAUGUUUGAAUGGGCAGUGAAUCAAUAUUGUUUUUGGAUAAGACUAUGUGUUGAAAGGCCCAGUUUUAUUUUAUUUGGGACCCAAGUGAGUAAGCUUUGGGGAUUCUCAUGAUCCUGCUAUCUAGAACUACGAUUAUCAUGGCCCCUUUUCUUCCCUUCAAAUAAAAAAGAUCAAUAUAGGCAUUAAAUUAUUAGUGCUCAACAUUUGCCAAAAUGUAUAUACCAUAGGCUUCCAGUCUUUUAAAAGCCUAUAACCAUAAAUAUUUUAACUCAAUAGAAUAAGGCCUAUGUUUCUAUCCCCAUAUAUUCCAUUGUCAUAGCAGUAACACUUCUGAUACUAAGUACUUCUUUGAAGUGUUCUUCUGAUAUUGCAGAUAGUAAUUGACAAUAAUUCUUUUUUCAGUUUCUGCUAUCUGCUUGUAGAAUUUUGUAGUACACGGGAUUUUUUUUUUUUUUGCUAAAGUUAUAAGACCUGUGCUAAAUUUAUGCAUAUGUAAUAGAAACAUGCUCUAGUAUUUUGACACAACUGCUUUUUAAUCUUUGUGCUUUGGUUAACAAGCUGGCUUAAGAAACUGUGAUCAGGUGAAUUCACCUAAGCAUAAGUUACCAAGUGACUGUUUAUGUUUAUACGCAGAUAUGCAAUCUCACAUUUAAUUUGUAAAUUCCUUUCAGUUCUUCACAAAGUAAACAAAGAGAAUUGCUAACCUAAUAUUUCUACAACACUGGUAAAUUCCAGUCAGAUACCCUUACAUGGUAUAUUUACAAUGAAUAACCACAAAGCUACUAUUCUACAGCUUAUCGCUUUAAUGUCCUUCCAAAGUCUUCAUUGCCUACUUAUGUAACUGAAAUUCUGAAAAACCUCAUAUUUUAUUCUUUUUUCAUUUCAUGCCUCAUGUGCAGACUGUAGUCCAAAUGAUGUAAUGUUGAAGGUUCCUUAGAAAGCCAAUACGCCUUUCGAGAUUACAGAGAAAGAUUUUUUUCUACACUAACACUGUAUCAUCUCAGCCUAGAAGUGAGCCAGAGCUGUCUUCCAACCAGGUGGUAGCAUAUACAAGAAUCCUAAUUUUUCCCCUGACCCAUUGGAAAUUUAUUAAAUGAGCCUAUUCAAGAUCCAGUCAUUGCAGUUCUUCCAUAAUGCUUGACUUGUAAAUAGUCUGGAUGAAAUGUAUUGGAAUACUAUGAGAAUCAGCAGGUGGUCUGGACCCCUGCCUUAUUUUCACAUGCUGUGGAUGUACCUCUUGGAGCUUGCAGCACCCUUUUCAAAACUCAGCUGUCAUGUGGAGCUCAUUUGCUACUCAUCCCGUAGACAGAUAUUUAACAUAAUUAAUAUAAUGACCUUCAGUAUUUUUCUAUUGAACAAGUUUAGCAAUUUUUGCCAUUAAGCAAAUAGUUAUGCAAAGUAUUUAGCUUUUAUAAUCAUUUUAGUUAUGACUAAAGGGGGAAAAUUGAGCUGUAACACUGAUAAUGAACUUUGUGAGAAAUUUUUGUUAUCUGACUUUUCAUUCCUUCAGUAUUCUUGCUAUAAUUUUUUUUGGAGAUAAUGAUGAAGAUUUAUUUGAAAAUGUCUAAAAUGUAUGUAUAUUUUAUAAAUAUAUAUUAUAUAUAUUAUAGGGAUAUAUAUAAUAUAUAUAGACUAUAUAUAUAAACCAUAGGUGCAUUUUACUGUUUUGUAUUUUCAUUUUGGAGAUAGUGUACACAGCAGAUAAUGAUGAGUAUGACAAGUGUUGUGCUGUUUGCUUUUGCAGUAUAAUAUAUAGUUCAAAAUGUUUAAAUUACUGUAUAUACUAUACUUGUUAUAGGCUAGCAUGCUUGUUUUAAAGAUUGUCAUUCUAGUUUAUUAAAAUCUGAAUGUAAGAAAACCUGGCUAUUCAAAUGUGAAUUGAAAAAUAUUCCAUUCUCAGUACUGAACUAUCCAUUGAGCAUUCAGGCUUUGUAACAAAAUAUAUAUCAUCUGGAAGGCAAUAGCUAGAAAAUGAGAGGUGCCUUUAAAAAAAACAAACAAAUGCAGCCUUACAGUGAGAAUGAAAAUUGAAUUUGUGAAGGUGUUGGGAGGAAGUACAGAGAGACAGAGAGAGAAAGUAAGAGCAUGUGUGUGUGUGUUGUGUGUGUGUUUGCCAAUCUGUGAAGGUCCUGAUUUGUGGCCAUCAAUGUCUUUUUAAUGUGUCUGCUCCACCUCUAAGACUUCAGGGGACAUUUCAUGCAGUUUUUAUGCUCUUCUGAGCACCAUUAUAUAUUUUCCAAGAAUUUUGAAUGUGAAUUCCUAGAUAUUUCAGUAGA
Messenger RNA from Perognathus longimembris pacificus (Pacific pocket mouse), 6011 nucleotides. RefSeq names its product striatin (gene Strn). The record is from RefSeq and is a predicted model, not a curated record. The coding region runs from base 79 to 2505 and encodes 808 amino acids. The transcript is spliced from 19 exons. NCBI's taxonomy places the organism in Eukaryota, Metazoa, Chordata, Mammalia, Rodentia, Heteromyidae. Gene Ontology annotation, molecular function: armadillo repeat domain binding; protein-containing complex binding; protein phosphatase 2A binding. Gene Ontology annotation, cellular component: dendrite.